AUGGGCUCAACAGACAGAAUCUUUGGUGCUACUGCCGUCAGUGCAGCACUCUUCAUUUUCGUAUACUAUUCUACUUGGACCUUUAUUGUGCCUUUCUUAAGCGAAGACAGUAGCCUUCAAAAGUAUUUCCUUCCUCAUGAAUAUGCUAUUUAUUUGCCUGCUGCUGUUUUGGUUGCAGGUGUCUCUCUCAUCACCGCUUUCUUUGUAAAGACAACAUCUCAAAGCAAGAACAAAAAGGCAAAAUAG
Molecule: messenger RNA, 246 nt
Organism: Mucor velutinosus
Lineage: Eukaryota; Fungi; Mucoromycota; Mucoromycetes; Mucorales; Mucoraceae
Exons: 3
Coding region: 1-246 (81 amino acids)
Biological process (GO): GPI anchor biosynthetic process
Cellular component (GO): endoplasmic reticulum membrane; dolichol-phosphate-mannose synthase complex
Molecular function (GO): enzyme regulator activity
Source: RefSeq, a predicted model, not a curated record